Messenger RNA from Gymnodraco acuticeps, 1833 nucleotides. RefSeq lists its product as uncharacterized. Lineage: Eukaryota; Metazoa; Chordata; Actinopteri; Perciformes; Bathydraconidae. The transcript has 8 exons. The coding region runs from base 529 to 1833 and encodes 434 amino acids. The record is from RefSeq and is a predicted model, not a curated record.
CACUGACUGUGCAAACUGACUGGGGAAACUGACGGUGGAAAGUCUAUUAUUUGUUUGAUCAGCAUUAACAAGCACCUUGGGGAAACCUCUUAUUUAUGGUUAUGCAUGUGGCAGUGCAAACACUGCAGUUUGGAACUAGCUAGCAGAUUAAAAGGUGUUCCAUAACGGCAGGUCGGGCGCUUCUGCGCAUCAUCUUUGCCGACCAGUCUGACUAGAAAACUGACCCUGGAUUCGGGAAUCCCAGCAACAGUUGAAGAACUGCACACAUUUGUCAAGACAUCUCUUCAAUUGAAAGAGGACUUCCGUCUGCAAUACAUGGAUGUUGACUUUAACGAGUUCAUGAAUCUUACAUCAGUGUCUGAAAUUCAGGAUAAAAGCACACUGAAAGUAAUUUACUCUCCUAUAUUGUCAAAUAUUGAGCCCUCCAUCACUUAGUACACAGUUGACUCAUUUGAUAAGACCUCAAUUACUGGAAGCUCAGAGUCUCUAAUCCCUGCAUCAUCAAUAGCCUCAUGCUGCAGUGAUGAUAUGGUGUAUACGUCAACCCCGCAUCCAUCCCCUGAAGCUCAGGCCUCACAAUUGUUAUCCUGGCCCACAGUUUUUGUGGUUCCUAAGCUCACCUACGAGGCUGAAUUUGAGCUUCAUCUACAGAAUGCAGAGUUUGAGACAACUGGUACAUACUUCCAGCCUGGCCUAAAGCUGAAAGGAGUCAUUCUUGAUGGCCUAGCCCAAGAAAUGAUCAAAUUCACAAAAUAUCCAAAAGACUAUCAGUGUGAAGAGGUAGCUGCAGCGUUGACGAGGGCCCACCCUUGUUUGGGGCAGCUAGGAUCCAAGAUAGGAUUUGGGGGGUGGAAACAGUCUCUUAAGUACAAAAUGCAAAACUAUCGUACAAAGCUUGGCCGUCUUGGACAUCCUGAAAUCCUUGUGAACUCCUUAAAGCACAAGAAAACAGGCCAAGGCAAAGCUGCAGCAAACAUAAAAAAAACAAGAAAAGCUGAAAUAAACUACAUUCCUCUGCACCCAGAAGGCGAAACCACAGAAAGCUUGGAGAACGAGAGAAUUGCCUUAUUGUCAGAACUGAAAAAGCGUGACAAUGAAGUGGUGAUAAAAGCAAAAAUGGAAAAAACCUUCUCUCACAGACGCCUUGAGAUUGUGGAGCAAAGGCCUUUGAUAGGGGACUUCAAAUGCAGAUGGCCUGCUCUGUUUCAGCAGAGUGAAGUGAAUGCGGAGUUUUUGAGGAUCACAACAUCACCACUUCAAUCAAAGUUCAUGUGGCAGCUGGACCACUUCUCAGACAAGCUCUUGAAGAUCUUCAAGAUCAAAGGAGGACUAAAGGGCCACAAAAUCAAGGAAGCCCUUGCAAUAUCAGAUUUGUUUGAAAACAUCCACAUCAAGAGGGGGUGCAUCCUGCGAAGCAUCGCGAUCUACCUCAACGAGGAUCCAGACUCUUUUUUAAGGAGUAUCAGUUCUGUGUUGGAGGUCCUAACCUUCUCUGGUAUCACUCGGACAUUUUUGUCCAAAUUGGCCACUGCCUCUGAAGAUGCCAAGAGGGACAUGGCAAACACAGUCAUGGGCAUAUACACACUUCAAAGAGAUGUGGAUGGGCAGCAAGAGGACGUGGGAAUUGUCAUCGAAGGCAAUAUAGUCAUGGACAACUUGGGCAGCGUGAUUGUGGGGUUUGUCAUGCUAUUGGGACUUAUUUAUGCCCUGGAUUUGAGCUUUCCGGACAACCUCAAACACACCUUCGAGUUCAUGCAGAAGGUAGUGAUGAAUCUGGAUGGGCACAAGCUGAAUGGUAAAAUCGAAAGUCUGAAGAUCAAGUUGUUCGAUUGA